Messenger RNA from Aspergillus mulundensis, 855 nucleotides. Its product is annotated as short chain dehydrogenase/reductase family protein. The record is from RefSeq and is a predicted model, not a curated record. The transcript has 3 exons. Bases 1 to 855 code for a protein of 284 amino acids. NCBI's taxonomy places the organism in Eukaryota, Fungi, Ascomycota, Eurotiomycetes, Eurotiales, Aspergillaceae.
AUGGUCAACCGCAAGGAAGAGCAAGGAGCAACUGCCAUCAAGAAGAUCAAGGACGAGUCACACAAUAGGGCGCAGAUUGAGUGGCUUCCGUGUGAUCUGGGGAAGUUGAACGAGGUGAGGGAUGUGUUUGGUGGGAUUCGGGAGAAGGAAGAACGCCUUGAUUUGCUCAUUCUUUCAGCGGGCAUCAACGCAAGCCAGUACGGCGAAAGCGCUGACGGAAACGACCGCACCUUCGCCGUAAACUGGCUGGGCAACUUCUACGCCGUGAACCUGCUCUAUCCGCUGCUGCGCAAGACGUCCAAGAUCCCUGAUACACCUCCUCCACGGAUUGUCUUUGAGUCUUCAGAGUUGCAUCGGGCAACGCUGCCGAGCACGAAGUUUGCGAACAAGGAAGAGAUCAAUGAUCCCAGCAAAGAUCCGACGCAGCUAUAUGCGCGAACGAAACUGGCUAUGAUACUCGGCGUUAAGUACGGAUUGAUUGAGCGGGUCAUCAAGCCCAAUGGUGAUAAUGUUUAUGCGUUGAGUGUGCAUCCUGGCACAGUCAGCACAGACAUACAAACUCAAUGGAAGUCCGCAUAUCCCGGCUUGCUUGGAAACCUCCUCACGACCGUGAUGACGGCGCUAGGCCGGUCCCCAGAGCAAGGCUCCUUCAGCGCGCUUUACGCGGCGACGUCCCCGGAAAUCGAGGAGAAGGGUUGGAACGGGUACUACUUCACUGACCCGGGCCAGCUGGGGAAGGAGUCGAUGAUGGCGAAUAACGCUGAGCUCGGGAAUUCACUAUGGAAUCUGAGUCAUGAGAUGAUUAGCGAUGUUGUUGGGGAGGGUGGGUUGGUUGAUUGGAACCGGAAGACUUAG